Messenger RNA from Meloidogyne enterolobii, 391 nucleotides. The record is from the annotation of a GenBank genome assembly. NCBI's taxonomy places the organism in Eukaryota, Metazoa, Nematoda, Chromadorea, Rhabditida, Meloidogynidae.
AAAUUUAUUAAUUAAAAUGGUGACUGAUAAAUCGAGCGUUACAGAGGAGCGUGACGAGGAAUAUUGGGAAUUUCGAAAAACUGAAAUUGCUGCAGAAAUGAUGACUCGACUGAAUAAUAUUGCGAAUAAUCAAGACCCUUUAUUUAAAUAUUGCAGUGAUUGGUUAAUAGCGAGAAGCCGACGCUUGUUUAAAAUUGGACGUCAACGUGUUGAGUCAGAAGAGUGUGAACCUUCAUGCUCAUCUUCAUACGUCCGUAUUCCGAUUAGUGCUGAGAAAGAGUCUGACCAUCGCUGUCUCUACGAUGCGAUUAAUGAUUGGAAGGCUAAAUUUGAAGAAGAACGAAAACAGGGAUCGCAAAUGAAAGAAUGUGCAAAGGAAAAUAAUGCCUAG